Messenger RNA from Sebastes umbrosus (honeycomb rockfish), 1787 nucleotides. RefSeq names its product SPRY domain containing 7b (gene spryd7b). NCBI's taxonomy places the organism in Eukaryota, Metazoa, Chordata, Actinopteri, Perciformes, Sebastidae. The record is from RefSeq and is a predicted model, not a curated record. The transcript is spliced from 5 exons. The coding region runs from base 69 to 659 and encodes 196 amino acids. Gene Ontology annotation, molecular function: protein binding.
GUGACGUCAUGACGCCCUUUUUGGUUUUUGAUGGUGUGACUUUUGUUUCCGGAUGUUAGUUAGCAAGAAUGGCUGCGAUGUUUACGUGUUGUUUGAGCUGCUGCGGAGACGGAGGAACCGGGCAUAUCCCUCUCAAAGAGAUGCCCACUGUUCAGUUAGAUACUCACCACAUGGGCACAGAUGUUGUCAUUGUGAAGAGCGGCCGGAGAAUAUGUGGCACUGGAGGCUGUCUGGCCAACGCUCCUCUGCACCAGAACAAAAGUUAUUUUGAGUUUAAGAUCCAGUCCACUGGUGUGUGGGGAAUAGGUGUGGCUACACAGAAAGUGAAUCUUAGUCAAGUGCCUAUGGGCAGAGACACAAACAGCCUAGUCCUGAGGCAUGAUGGGUCUGUGUACCAUAAUAAUGAAGAGAAGAAUCGCCUACCCGCAAACAGCCUUCCUCAGGAGGGUGACAUUGUGGGCAUCACAUAUGACCAUGUGGAGCUGAAUUUAUAUCUGAAUGGAAAGAACAUGCAUUGUCCUGCCUCAGGGAUCCGAGGCACUGUAUACCCUGUUGUUUAUGUGGAUGACAGUGCCAUCUUAGACUGCCAGUUUAGUGACUUCUAUCACACGGCUCCACAAGGAUUUGAGAAGAUCCUCUUUGAACAACAAAUCUUCUAAAGGAGUACUUCAGCCUCGGCCCGUCUUCACGUUGUUGUCAACCUCCCCUCUAUCUCAUAUCGACCUCUGUGACACUACACUUUGACCUUGAUUGGUAUGUGGCUUGAAUGCCUAUUGUUUUGUUUCCCCUGAUUACUCUGUCUCUCUACUGAUGCUCUGGAUCGACGUUGGAGUAUCCUCGAAGGAGUGGGGAUUUCUGAUCACUGGUCGGCUAUGACUAUGCUGAUGGUUAACUGUCAAAUCAUUACCUUGUGUCAGUGGUAAUCACUCUGUAUUAACUGAAACACGUUUGAUCGCUGCUUACAUUCUCAAUCUGUGUGUAGAUGCCAGACAGUGGAUGUAAUGGUAAAAUGUUCCCAUUUUUCAGGAUCAGAAGCCAUGUUUAAUUGACAUUGCUGUAUACUUAUUUGGUUGAUUAUGUAAUCUCCUAAAUGCCACACUGACACCUCAGCAUACACCCUAUAUUUAUUUGUAUUUAUUUAAGUCACAGACCAAAGUGAUAUAUCUCUUUUGUUAUGACAAAACUUGUAUUAUUUGUUUUUGGCCAGCAAGAGUUUGUGAACUCAUGAAGGAUCAGUGUUCGAUACUGACAUAUCCCAUUCACUUUUAUGUUGCCUUCUUUAAUUAAAAAUACAAUUACAAGUGGGGACAUUGCAACACUUUGAAUUUGGCCCACUGUUUCAAUUUAACACUGACGUGGUUUAACAUACUCGCUCCAGUAAACCAGUGCACAUUCCAGGGGACAGCCAGGUUGACUUUUCACUGAGGUAUGCUGAGGUGACGGUGCUGGAAAAUGUUAAAGUUUCUUAAAUGGCUGACAUUAAUAUAUUUUAAGCUUGAUUUCUAAAUCACUUCUAUAAUCAGCCCUUUAGAUUCCCCCACACUUUUCUCUCCUGGUUGUAUUUAUUCUAAAUAUCUGAAUAUUACCAGAGCUGGUGCUGGCUGUCUCUGAUUAGAGAUAUGUGGUUCAAAAUGUCAAUCUGUUGUGUUGUAUUGACAUUGCAUAUCCGCUGCUGAAGUGUGAUAGUUAAAUAUUUUCAAAAUGCUUGUCUUUGUUUGCACUAAUGAUGUUAUCGUACAAGCAAAUCCAAAAAUUGUUCAUUCAUUAAACUUUUGUGUCUGGAGGCA